UGCAUUAGUAAAAGCUCAUUAAGAAGUCAUGCAAACAUCACUAUCUUGUGUUGAUAAUCCCAAGAAGAAAAGUGCACACUUUUUGAGAAACUCACCAAACAACCCAUUCUCCUUUCAUUUCCAACCCCCAAGAACUUUGGAGCAGUAACACAACAGUAACAUAACAUAAACUAUGACGAAGGAGGAAUACUUCAAAUCCAAGAAAAAAAAACACAACCUAGUAGAGAAUCAAAAACUCACAAUGAAAAUUAAUUCAACAAAAAAUGUUAGUGGCAAUAUUGGUUGUGUCAUUUUGUUAGGUGGUGCAUUAGUAACAGCUGUUGCUAUGGGUUCUACAUUCUUGAUUUCAAGAAAGUGCAAGAAAUCCACUAAGAAGAUUAUAAAGAAAGAGUGGAAUGAUAAAAUUGAAGAUGAAUCAAAUAAAGGGCUUCAUUUUAUUCUUCCUGAUUGUUCUUCUCCAUGUAUGGAACAACAAUCAACUUCCAGCAGUGGGACUGACAAGUUGUAUCUCAAUGACAAUUAUUCCACCUCCUUGUUCUCCACUCCAUGCUUGAUCCAGGAUGGGAAGCCUAAGCUUGAUGAAGAAAAGGACACCCUCAAUGCUAUAGUCUCUGAUCAUCCAAAAGGAGGAGGGAAGUCUCCAUCUUUAGAGUUAUCCAAGACCAAGAUUUCGUUGCUCCCUGAUCCUGAUCAGGAACUGGAUGAGGUUUCUCAAGUAAGAAACGAGGUAAUCCAAGGAAAUGAGAAAACUGAGGUACUAUUGCGUGUGCAUCAAGCUCAAACGACAAUAUUCAGCAGUCCUGCUUUGCAAAUGGAUAAUAAAGUAGAAAUCAAGGCACACAAUGAUGAUAAAGGAGAAUCAAGUGAGUUGCAACAUACUGGUGUGAUCGAGACGGAUAAUCAUGAGGAGGUUCCACUUCAAGAACAAGAAAAACAAGCCACGGGUGAUCAAGAAACCAGCACCUGUAAUGAGCAUGAAGCACUGAACUCUGCCGCUGAAUUAAUGAUGGCAGCUGAUGAAGAUGACGAUAAAGACCAUUUGCUGUGUAUGUAUUUUGAGGAACAAUGUGCUGAUGCAGAAACUCAGAAUGAGCAAUUUGCCGAGAAAUGUGACGUACAAAUGAAAAUCAGUGAUGAAGAAGAGUGUGCCAAGGAGAGUAAUCAAGCAAAUUCCUGCUACGAGGAGGCAACAACAGAAAACAGUCCCUGCAGAACUUACAGCAUCUUCGUGCCAAAUUUGGCAGCCUCUGGAAUCAGAAAUGCCUUGAUAAAUGAUGAGGAUUCUGCUGAAGCUUAUGAAGAUAAAGAUAAGGGCCAUACACAGAUUAUGUAUAUUGAAGAACAAUGUGCUGAUGCAGAAACUAAGAUUGAUCAAAUUGCCAAGGAAUACAACACAAAGAUGCAAUUUAGUGAUGAACAAGUGUGUUCCAGCAAGAAUGAUCAAACAAACUCCUACCAUGAGGAAGCAACAUCAGAAAACAGCCACUGCGGAACUUACAUUGUGGAUGUGCAAAAUUUGGCAGCCUCUGAAAUCAGAAAUGCCCCAAUACAUGAGCUGAAUUCUGCUGAAGUGAUUCAAGUGAUAAAAGAAACAAAAGCGAUGGAUCCUGCAGCUGGAGAGCAGAGCCCAGAAGCAGAUUAUUCCCCUAUCCAGUUGGUUGAGAAGCAAAGCAUCAAACAAAAUUGUCUAGGAAAAGCUUCAGAGGAAGACAAUGAGGACUCAAAGAGGCUAUGUAUGGACAUUGAGGUAAUGGAGAAGGAUCCAGAAGCAUAUGGCAAAGAAGUGAAGGGUGAAGUAGAAGAUGAUGAUGAUGGCAAUGUAGUAGACAACGAUGAUUCUGCACAGGAUGUUGAAAAUGACACCUUGGAAGGAGCAAGAAACUCCUCUGAGCAAUCCAACAGUGACAAAAUUUGUCCAGCUGACUCAAACCAGGAAAUUGUGUGGGAACAUGAAGAGAAGAAGGUGAAAGAAGAGGAAGAAGGACCGAAAAUUAAAGAUGAUGAAACAUGUAGUGUAGAAAACUGCAAUUUGAAAAGCACACAGAAUGAUGUCGCCAUCACAAGUUGCCAGCAGAGCUACGAUGACAAAGGGGUUUCAGCAGUUAAUGCUAUUGAGAGGUACCAAAUGAAGCUCAUGCACCUGGAUGAUAUAGCUAUAAUCACCAGGGGAAGGAGACUGCUUUUGGGAGCACUACUAGUGCUAAUCUGGUACUUCGGUACUUUAUGCUUAAAGGCAUUUUUCCUUCCGUUAUAGGCGUAUUCAAAAUUUUAAAUCAGUGAGCGCGAAAUAAUUUUGGAUUUACUAAGAUCAUGUGUCAGACUAAACAUAAACAAAUAUAUAUUUGUACGUGUCAUUUGAGCUAAAAGGAAUGUGUACGUGCACCUGCUGCGAUGUAGAUCAAACGCUGCCUUUGAGUGGAGAAAAAGGAUGGACAUGUAUAAGAAAGCGGAUGGGGGUACAUAUUAUGAAGUUUGGCUAUAUGGAGUACAAGAUACCAAGCCGUAGAUCAGACACAGAAUCAUCGGCUUACAUCUGUUUCUUUGACUUGCUUUUUGCUUUAAACUCAUGCGUAUUAUUAGGACUGUGGACUUGAAAACUGAUUCUGUUGUUGAAGUGCAUUUUAAGCCUA
This is a messenger RNA of Capsicum annuum, 2630 nucleotides long. RefSeq lists its product as uncharacterized. The record is from RefSeq and is a predicted model, not a curated record. The transcript has 3 exons. Lineage: Eukaryota; Viridiplantae; Streptophyta; Magnoliopsida; Solanales; Solanaceae. The coding region runs from base 173 to 2254 and encodes 693 amino acids.